AUGGAGACGGCGGCCGCCUUCUUUGAGUCGCGCCGCUACGCCAGCAUGCUUGGCGCCACGACUGAGUUUGAGAAGCAGGAGGGCAUCGCCGUCAGCCAGCGCCACAACAAGCUGUGGUUCACGACCAGCGCCAUCCGCAACGGCAUGACCAACUCGGCAGCGUACAACUUCUUGCGCAAUGACAUUGACCUCCCCCAGAACCUUUGCGGUGGGGUGAUGGAGGUUGAUCUGGACAAGACGUGGUCAGGCAACAAGAUCAGGAUGCUGCUGACUGGUGACACCACCGCCAACACCAACGCCAACAACACAUGCAACCUCAACAACAUCUCCGAGCCUGACAACCUGUUCUACGUGGCCGGCAACCUGCUGAUCCAGGAGGACACCGGCCGCCACGAGAACAAUGUGCUCUGGGCGUACAAUGUUGACAGCGGCAGCCUUACGCGUGUGCUGUCUUCCCCGCGCCUUGCUGAGGUGUCGGGCCUGUGGUCCAACGUCAUCAAGAACUUCGGCUACCUGACCAUGGCCUUCCAGCACCCCGAGGAGGACCUGCCCAGCACCUCCGCCGCCGUUGUCGAGUCGCAGCGCGGUUACAUGGGCUACCUGGGCCCCAUCCCCAGCAAGUACCUGAACGACAAGUACACCCUGACUUUCACAGCUAUCCCCGCAGCCGUGACGCCCGCUGAGAAGAGCGCGGUGGUUGCGAGCGCCAAGGUGUGCAUCACGAAGGCCACCAAGCUCACCACCAAGAGUGGCCGCCGCCAUUGA
Monoraphidium neglectum is the source of this 765-nucleotide messenger RNA. Its product is annotated as phosphatase-like protein. The coding region runs from base 1 to 765 and encodes 254 amino acids. The transcript has 7 exons. The record is from RefSeq and is a predicted model, not a curated record. NCBI's taxonomy places the organism in Eukaryota, Viridiplantae, Chlorophyta, Chlorophyceae, Sphaeropleales, Selenastraceae.